AUGGACCACACCACCAUUCUUCUUUUCUGCCUUAUCUUCCUGACUCUGAGUGGGACUCAAGGAAUGCCUUUCUCUAGAAAUAUACGCUGCUCCUGCAUCAAAAUUUAUGAUCGGCCUGUUAAUCCAAAGUCUUUAGAAAAACUUGAAAUGAUUCCCGCAAAUGUAAACUGCUCAAAAACUGAGAUCAUUGUCACAAUGAAAAAAAGUGGGGAAAAGAGAUGUCUUAAUCCAGACUCUAAGAAUGUCAAGAAUAUACUGAAAGCCAUCAGCAAAGAAAGGUCUAAAAGGUCUCCCAAGAAACCAGGAGAAGCAUGA
Messenger RNA from Elephantulus edwardii (Cape elephant shrew), 315 nucleotides. It is a transcript of the gene CXCL10, whose product is annotated as chemokine (C-X-C motif) ligand 10. Gene Ontology annotation, biological process: cellular response to lipopolysaccharide; inflammatory response; neutrophil chemotaxis. Lineage: Eukaryota; Metazoa; Chordata; Mammalia; Macroscelidea; Macroscelididae. The transcript is spliced from 4 exons. Gene Ontology annotation, cellular component: extracellular region. The record is from RefSeq and is a predicted model, not a curated record. The coding region runs from base 1 to 315 and encodes 104 amino acids. Gene Ontology annotation, molecular function: chemokine activity; CXCR chemokine receptor binding.